AUGAGUGGUGAGCGAGAAGAAUGUACUUUGAAUAAGAUAAUCGAAAGUGCCGAACGCAGAACAUAUCAGCUGGUAUCGAAAGAACUGGGUGCAGCUGGUGAUAUGAAACAGAAGCAACAACAACAACAACAGCCAAAAGCCUUACCACCACGAAGCAGAUCCUGUUUGGCGAGUAGCACGUAUCCGGUCGGAUAUCAACCCCUAACGAUAUCAAGUGAUAGCAAUCGACAACGGAGGUGA
This is a messenger RNA of Anisakis simplex (herring worm), 240 nucleotides long. The record is from the annotation of a GenBank genome assembly. Lineage: Eukaryota; Metazoa; Nematoda; Chromadorea; Rhabditida; Anisakidae.